Leptopilina heterotoma is the source of this 1215-nucleotide messenger RNA. RefSeq lists its product as uncharacterized. The transcript has a single exon. The record is from RefSeq and is a predicted model, not a curated record. Bases 1 to 1215 code for a protein of 404 amino acids. NCBI's taxonomy places the organism in Eukaryota, Metazoa, Arthropoda, Insecta, Hymenoptera, Figitidae.
AUGACGGAAGAGGAUCAAACUCUUUUAAGAACUCCGGAAAACCAUGACAGGCAAACUCAGGAAAUAGAAGAUGCACAAGAUGAAGCAGAAAAAAUACGAUUAAGUAGAGAGUAUGGAAUUAACAGGAGAUGUCAAUUAAAUGAAUUAACUGGUUCUCAUGCUACUAUAACGGCACCUGAUCUCAUGCAUGACGAUUUGCUUGGUAUAUGUAUUGUAACAACAAGAUGUUAUCCAAAUAAAAUCUGUUUUGAAGAUGAGUUUAUAACUCUGGACAUUUUAAAUGAAAAAAUUCAAGAAUUUGACUUUGAAUAUUCAGAAAAGUCAUCCAAGCCAUCAAUAAUAAAGAAAAAAUUGAUAAUAAACAAAGACGAAGAAUUUCGACAAAAUGCUUCGCAAAUGUGGCAGCUUGUAACAAUGUUACCUCUUAUUCUUGCUGACCAUGUACCAGAAGCAUAUCCACCGCAUCAAAAUUUCCUGAUGCUGUUACAAAUAUUAUGCAUUUCUUUCGGAGAUAAAAUUAUUGUUCCCAUGAUAAGUUAUUUAAAAUUUACAAUUGGGGAAUAUCUGCAAACAUUCAAAGAUAUUUAUAAAAUUCCGUUAACUCCUAAACAACAUUUUUUGUUGCAUCGACCAAUGCUUAUCACAAAAUUGGGACCCGUUAGUCAUUUCGUGACAAUUCGAGAAGAGGCCAAACAUCAGCAAUUCAAAAGAGAAGCUCAGUUCAAAAGGACCUACAAAAACCUACCCAUAACAUUGGGAAAGAAACACCAACUUUUCCAGGCAUCAGUUGUGCAAGAGGUCCUGGAAUAUGCUGAACAAACUGGACCAAAAAAAUUAAUUGAUGUUGACAGUGAGCCAUUUAGAACAUUUUUUCGCAACAACACACAUGUUUAUUCGACAACAUGGAUUAAAUUCAAUGGUAUAAAGUAUGAGGCUAAGAAAUGUCUCAUUGCAGUUGGCUAUGAUGAGAGGAACUUACCUGAAUUCAGGGCAAUAGAUUUCAUUUGCUUGGAAAAUGAGGUGGUCGUAUUGCUUUGUAAAAAAGUGAUAACAAUAGAACACAACUUAUCUAUAAUGGCUUACGAGAUCGAAAUUCUUGAUGAAAUUCAGGCUUAUACAUUUAAUGACGUCAUUUCCCACGACGUUUUCCAUACUCAUCAGUGUAAUGAAAGACAAUUUAUAAUUGUUAAAAAAGCUUUAGGAGAUAUUCAUUAA